AUGUCUACCAUUUACAGUGCUGUUGGCCUCUCGGAUCGGUUGACCUCGAUAUCAAACACAGCGGUUCAGCAAGACCCAGCGGCAUAUGGGUGCAAGAGGUGGAAUAACUCUGAGACCUAUUUCAACAGCGGCUUGCCCACGCCUCCGGGGUCAAGGGCCAUGCCGGGAGUAGUUUUGGGUAGCAGCUAUGCUGCACUUCCUGCACCUACUUUCCAGCAGGACCAUGGGUUGCCAGAAGGAGCCAACGCUUCUCGUCCACGCAGAACUCCAGCUGCUGCACCAGCCCCGGUGAACCAUGUCUACGCUCUAGCACCUCCGACAAAUGGGAUGAGCGUAUACAACCGUCGAGCCCCCGAUCAGAACAGCGUGAAUGCCAUCGCACCUCACCUUCAAAUCCCAGAAUCAGUGAACAAGAGCAAAGGGAGUCUGGCCGAGUUUGCUGCAGAGAUUACAUGUCUCUUCUGGUUCGAAACAGGGUCUACACUUCAAUACGCGGAAAAUCUCCCAGAGGAUGCACCUGUCGAUAGAGGGUUGCUUCCUGAUGCCGUACCGGCCAUUGGCUUCCGAAAAUGGGUGACCACAAUCAUCAGCACCACUCAGGUCGGGAAGAAUGUGAUUCUACUCGCCCUAUUAUUCAUUUAUCGGCUCAAACGAUUCAACCCCAGUGUAAGCGGGAAGCGUGGCAGUGAGUUUCGACUUCUGACGAUUGCUCUAAUGUUGGGAAAUAAGUUUCUGGACGACAACACAUACACGAAUAAGACGUGGGCAGAGGUUUCUGGUAUUUCAGUCACCGAAAUACACAUCAUGGAAGUCGAAUUUCUGAGCAAUAUGCGGUACGCCCUCUACGCCUCGGCUGAAGAGUGGAGUGAAUGGAAAUCCAAAUUGGGAAGGUUUGGCGCGUUUUACGACAAAGCCUCCAAGCUCCCCUUGGUUGAUGAGAGCAGAGCGAAUGGCGUCACUCCUGUCACGCCCACCACUCAGAGCUUCCCCCAAAAGUUGCCCUCACCUCCUUCAACCCAUCAUAGUGUCAGUCCGUAUGGUGUCUCACCUUCGCUCAACAGUCAUUACCCUGUUCUACCACAUCCUGCAUCUACAGCCACGCAACUUCCGAGCUCACCACUUCGGCAACAAGUUGGAUUGAGAGGAUAUCAACAGGAGCGAAAACGGAGUGCCGACUAUUCUGCCGAGCUCCCUCCAGCGAAAAGGCAACAAUUCCCUGGCCAGCUCUCGGACAAUAUUGGCAGUAGAGGAAUUUCGCUUCCGUACAAUCCAGGUACUUUGAGAGUUUCUCCCACACACCCCUCGAGCGUGGCAAACACUGGCGUUCCGGCAACAUUGAUGGAGAUCCCAAGACUGGACAUUCCCAGACCACCUCCCUCUCUGCCGAUUUCAAAUCCUCAAACCUCCCUACUCCCGGUCCAGACGAAUAGAGCACUGUCGACCGUGUAUCCACCCACAACGGGUACCUAUUCUCAUCCUGUCACACCGAUAUCUGCAGUACCGCAGUCCCUCUUCCAAAAUCCCGUUCCCACCCUCGGCGAUGGUUCUCGAGCUAUUACCACCCUGCCUUCAGCACACACAUCACCAUCCAAUGGGUACACUACCACUACUCCUACUCUACCGGGACUAUCACCCUCAUACUUCUUAACGCAUCGCACGUCUCCAUAUCGACCAGUCCGUCAUGUCAACACACUCUUGAUACCACCACCAUCGGCUGCUUUACAGAUGCCAGUCAGGAAUGUUCCUGCUGAUCACAUCCACUACCAUCCUUUGAGCAAAGCAAACACAGAGCGCCGGGUUGGACCACUCCCCAAUUUUCAUCCCGAUGGUUGGCAGCAUAGCAAUGUUUCCACGCCUAUUACUCAACAUCAAUACCCAUUCUAG
This is a messenger RNA of Fonsecaea nubica, 1884 nucleotides long. RefSeq lists its product as hypothetical. The record is from RefSeq and is a predicted model, not a curated record. Gene Ontology annotation, biological process: regulation of cyclin-dependent protein serine/threonine kinase activity. Bases 1 to 1884 code for a protein of 627 amino acids. Gene Ontology annotation, molecular function: protein kinase binding; cyclin-dependent protein serine/threonine kinase regulator activity. The transcript has a single exon. Gene Ontology annotation, cellular component: nucleus; cyclin-dependent protein kinase holoenzyme complex. NCBI's taxonomy places the organism in Eukaryota, Fungi, Ascomycota, Eurotiomycetes, Chaetothyriales, Herpotrichiellaceae.